Molecule: messenger RNA, 1205 nt
Organism: Linum trigynum
Lineage: Eukaryota; Viridiplantae; Streptophyta; Magnoliopsida; Malpighiales; Linaceae
Source: the annotation of a GenBank genome assembly
CUACAUCCAAGCUUUUGAUCAUAACUCACCUCACUGACAUUAAGCACAUUGCUACUAGAUAUCGGUGCUUGAGCUCGUUUUCCCUUCGAGCCUUUUGAUUUCAUUUUGCCCUGCAAGCAUAUGAAAUAAAACAGUUAGAACAUUGAAUUGUCAUUAACGCUAAUCUGCACACAUUCAUCCGGUCCCAGCUGAUGGUUUUCAGUUAAUGGAUUAAGUUAAGUUGUUCCAUCCAAAUUUUUGCAGGCUUCAAUAGAGCUGGUUUAGCCAAUGCUCGUCCCAACUGAUGGAAGAGGAGAAGGCACGAGGCUCUAUGUGUCCAAUCUGAAUUAUACGGUGGCGUGCUUGUUUUCCCCCCUCUAUUUUGUACAGAACAUGUUGUGAUCUUUAACCAAAAACACCACCAUAUAUGCUGAAACCUGAAAGAGCAGAGCCACGUAAAGACCUUCUGCUACUUCUCUUUGUGUAGGCUUCUGUUUGAAUGUAUAUAAAUCAGCUAGUGCUGCUUCCUUUCAGAUGAUUACCGGUAAGUAACCCCAUGUUCACAUAUGCUUCAAUGGGCUACUUUGGUUGUGUAUAUUUUCCUCUUUCUGCCGAGAAGCAUGGCUCUGUUCUUCUGGUAAAGUUGAUGCAUCCUAAUCUGGAUUAUGGGGUUACUAGUCAGGACAUUAAGGUAAUCAAACUGCAUUUCUUGGUUCCCUCUUUCAAUGGAUUGCUUCUUUCUCAGGAGGAAUCGAAGGUUGAUUAUAUGGGUUUCGAAGACGAAAACCAUGACUAUAUGGGUUUCGAAGAAAUCACACUAUUCAAAUAUAGAACCAAAGGAGAAAAGCAUACCUGAUCUCGCCGGUACUGGUGUUUUUGACAGUCGGCCAAAGCACCAGAGCUCUGAGAAUAGGAAAGAUCGAGAUGCCUUCGAUCCUAGAAAUCUCCCGCCUCUUGGUGUAUUUGACAGUCCGCCAAAGCUGGGGAAGAUGGCGCCGUGGAGAGAAGAUGGCGGAAUGAGAGAAGAUGGCGUCGUGUCGUCGCCGUCUCGCUGAGUGAAUAGCUGUUGUCGUGUGUUGUGUGGUGAGAAGAGGCGUCUGGCCUAGAUUAGGCGCAUUAGGGAUUAGCGGAUUGGUUUCAAACCGCAAACGAGCGGUUUGGGUCAAUCCGAACCGUGAACUGCCAAGGAUUAACGAUCAGACCGCAAAUGAAACGUUAGUUUAAUG